This is a messenger RNA of Gilbertella persicaria, 607 nucleotides long. RefSeq lists its product as uncharacterized. The record is from RefSeq and is a predicted model, not a curated record. NCBI's taxonomy places the organism in Eukaryota, Fungi, Mucoromycota, Mucoromycetes, Mucorales, Choanephoraceae. The transcript is spliced from 4 exons. The coding region runs from base 123 to 575 and encodes 150 amino acids.
AACAAAGGGGGAAAAAAAUAAUUUUAUGUAAAGUGUUUGACAAGAAUAUCAUUGGCAGUAGGGUGUGAUUGGCUCCUACGAUAAAAAUCGAGUUUCCACAUAUUUUUGCUUUCUUUUUAACUAUGUCUACUUCUUUUCGACUUCCUUAUGGUUAUAGAAGUGCACCACCAUGGCCUUCACUUUAUUGGCCUUUUGGACCUGAUUUUGACCCACUGAAUCUCGUUGCUGACAUUCCUCAUUCACUUUAUUAUUUGAAUGAUAUAUGGCGAUUUACAACAGUUUGGUGUCUGAUUCUAUCACUCUUGAUCUAUUUACCAGCAGGCAUUUGGGCUUUUUUAAUGUUAGCCAAAUCUCGUACAUUAAAAUGGUAUGUUUUGAUCAUCAUACCUUUUAUUUUUGUACUUGGAGGUUGCAUUGCUUCUUUUGUCACUGGGAGUAUUAUGGGUGUUGCACUUGCUUUUGUAUAUAAUUCUGGCUUCUUUGUCAUGUCUACCUGGAUUCCCUUCUUAUGGGCAUUAAUUCAUAUUCUAAUUGUACUUGUAGGCUCUUAUUCUACUAUUACUACUAUUCUAUAACUAUACCCAUUUAAUAUAUAUAUAUAUAUACA